Bacillus rossius redtenbacheri is the source of this 1257-nucleotide messenger RNA. Its product is annotated as 15-hydroxyprostaglandin dehydrogenase [NAD(+)]-like. Gene Ontology annotation, cellular component: cytoplasm. Lineage: Eukaryota; Metazoa; Arthropoda; Insecta; Phasmatodea; Bacillidae. The transcript has 7 exons. Bases 100 to 897 code for a protein of 265 amino acids. The record is from RefSeq and is a predicted model, not a curated record. Gene Ontology annotation, molecular function: oxidoreductase activity, acting on the CH-OH group of donors, NAD or NADP as acceptor.
UGUUUAAACACAGAACAACAUACAGUGUUUACAUCUCUGUACGAAGGGCACAUCGACCAGUCAUUUUGAGUUUAGCAAAGGACAUACUCAUAAGCUUCAAUGGAUCUUCAAGGAAAAGUUGCCUUAGUGACGGGUGCCGCUAUUGGCAUUGGCUUGGAGUACGUGAAAGUAAUGCUGGAGAAUGGUUUGAAGCAUGCUGCUGUUUUGGACGUCAAUCAGACCGCCGGCACAGCGGCAGUUAAGAAACUGAACGAAAAAUUCCGAGCAGACGCUGCCAUUUUUAUACAUUGCGAUGUCACCAACAAAGAGCACUUGGAAGCUGCCUUCACGCAGACGCUGCGGGUCUUCGGGCGGAUCCACGUGGUGGUGAACAACGCCGGGCUGCUGCGCGGCUGCGCGUGGGAGCUGGAGAUCAGCGUCAACCUCACGGCGCUGGUGAGGAGCACCCUCCUGGCGCUCGACCUCAUGGGCAAGGACAAGGGAGGCGAGGGAGGCGUCGUGGUCAACAUCGCGUCCGUCGCAGGGCUCUCUUCGGUGGCCCCCAUACCCGUCUACUCGGCCACCAAGAGUGCCGUCAUCGGCUUCAGCCAGUCCCUGGGGGCUCCAUUUCAUGAAGCUCGUACUGGGGUCCGCGUGCUCACCUUGUGUCCAGGUGUGACUCACACCUCUCUGGUGACAGACUCGCAUCUCUAUGUCAUGGAUGAGAACUGGAAACAAGAACUGAAGAAAUUUUUCACUGAUUUUCCUUCACAAACACCGGAGUGCGUCGCCACCGCCAUGCUGCACAUUCUGAAGAAUGCGAAAAGCGGAAGCGUGUGGGUCAUCGAAGGUGGCAAGCCUGUCUACGAGAUCGAAUUGCCAAACUACGAAUCUUUAAAAGUUGGAAAAAAAAAUUAAAUUAUUUUAAAGGAUUUUUUUUUACUCUAAGGCUGACAUACUAAAAAGCAAAAUAACUUAAUAAUUAGUAGGCCUAAUAGUAAAAAAAUCUGAACAAUUUUUUAAGAGUUUUAUUAUAGCACAAAGAAUAAUGUCUUUGUUGUUAAAAUAUUAAUAUAGUGAACAAGAACUCAAGUUUAAAUAGUACGAAACUGUUUUGAAACUGUGAAGUGCGUGAUAUUUCAUCAGAUUUCUAUCAUAGCUAUAUGUUUAGGUGUAUUUUUUGUAGCCAUGUCAGAAAAAAAUGCGCAUGUCCUUACUAUGGACUUAAUUAAAUUAAAAUAUCUAAAUAAAUCGACUUUUGAUUGCAUGUAUGGGCAA